Olea europaea var. sylvestris is the source of this 1146-nucleotide messenger RNA. Its product is annotated as mediator of RNA polymerase II transcription subunit 18. The transcript has 5 exons. Lineage: Eukaryota; Viridiplantae; Streptophyta; Magnoliopsida; Lamiales; Oleaceae. Gene Ontology annotation, biological process: regulation of transcription by RNA polymerase II; termination of RNA polymerase II transcription. The coding region runs from base 133 to 786 and encodes 217 amino acids. Gene Ontology annotation, molecular function: transcription coregulator activity. Gene Ontology annotation, cellular component: mediator complex; core mediator complex. The record is from RefSeq and is a predicted model, not a curated record.
AUAUUAACCUAAUACUAAUUUCUGUGUUGUUUUAUUCUUCAUACGGAUUUUUGAAUCCGAAAAAUAUUUUAGUGGUUCAACUAACUUCGUUUUUACGGUCGAAUUAACGAAUACAGAGAGUUCGUAAUCAAAAUGGAGUGCGUUGUUCAGGGUAUUAUAGAGACUCAGCACGUUGAGGCCUUGGAGAUCCUUCUUCAAGGACUUUGUGGAGUUCAUAGAGAGCGCUUAAGGAUCCAUGAAUUAUGCCUUAAAAGUGGUCCAAAUCUAGGGGUAGCAGCUUCAGAGGUUCGACUCUUGUGUGAUCUUGAGCAGCCUGAACCCACAUGGACUGUCCGACACAUUGGUGGUGCAAUGAGAGGUGCUGGUGCUGAGCAAAUUCCGGUGUUGGUGAGGACUUUGAAUGAGAGUAAAGUAAGCAAGAAUGCACUCCGCUUUUUUUACUCACUAGGCUACAAGUUAGACCAUGAGCUGCUGAGGGUGGGAUUUGCCUUCCAUUUCCAAAAGGGAGCCCAAAUAACCGUUACAGUGUCUUCAGUUAAUAAAAUGCUGAAACUGCAUGCAACAGAUGAAGCUGUGCCUGUAACACCUGGUAUACAGCUGGUCGAAGUGACAGCGCCUGCGUCAUCUGAGAACUACACUGAGGUUGUGGUUGCUGUAUCAUCGUUUUGUGAAUAUCUUGCACCGCUACUCCAUCUGUCAAAACCUGGUGUCUCAACGGGCGUCGUUCCUACUGCUGCUGCAGCUGCUGCCUCUCUGAUGUCAGAUGGUGGAGGCACAACAUUAUAGCGGAGUUUGUAAGAGUUGCAAGAUAGUAACAACUGUUCAUAAUGGUACAAUGUUUAUUCCUCUUUACUUUGCCUGCUUUGAAGCUCAUUUCGUGUCCUCUGACCGCUUAAGAACCACGUGUGAGGGCACACCCCUUACUUUAUUUUUAAUUACUUUUCCUUAUUCAGGUUGGAUGGGGAUGGGGAUGGGCUUGGAAAGGAAGUGGUUUGGCAUAUCCACCUAUCAUGUGGCCUUUUACAAUACCAAACAAAUCAUAGGAUGUUUAUUGUAUUGGUUUCAGUCUAAUUGAUUAAUAACUAUUUAUUUAACUUAGCUGAAUUAUGCCUAUACUCAGAAAAGCACGUCAUUUGGGUGCUGUCA